Molecule: messenger RNA, 285 nt
Organism: Hyaloperonospora brassicae
Lineage: Eukaryota; Oomycota; Peronosporomycetes; Peronosporales; Peronosporaceae
Source: the annotation of a GenBank genome assembly
AUGGAAAUCAGUGAUGAGCCUUGCACCAUGCAGUUCAAGCAAACUGGCAAGCGCAAGAGUCGUUCAAACAGCCAUGAACAAGUCGAUCAGCGGAAACGUCCUGCUCGCAGUGGAUCCGGGAUGGAAGAAGCAAGUGCGCCGGAUGACUUUGAGUCGUACCAAGCAAAACGGCGUCCAAGAACUCGAGUCAAUCUGGACGAAGAGCCAAAGGCGGUGAUGAAGAUGACGAUGAUGACUCCCCUCAAGUUUUUGGCAAGCAAGCGCCAGUGCAGUCAAAGGUACUGA